CCCAUUCGGCUUGGUUUUUCCUGCGAUAUUCAACCGUACGAUUUUCAAAUAGACCGCGGCAAUCGAUUCCUCUCGAAAAUCCCCAGGGGGGUGUUUUUUCGAUUGUCGAAAAAAACUCCCGUUCGCGAGAUAGUUAUUUGUAUUUUUGUUUGGCCGCCCAGCAAGCGAGGAGGAGUUUUCCCCCGUGGCUACGCGAGCCCCCACCCAGCUUGUGCGCAGGGCGCAACCCACCCCCACACGCUCUGCAACGGUGCUCAGCACCCAAAUUCGUCAUGGGUCGGCGGAAUAAGCGCCGCCGCACACCUCAAAGGGGAAGCGGCGGCCAAUUCCAGCGCCGUGAGUGCUCUGCGUCAGCUGCCGAUCCACCAACCCCCGAUGACAGCACCCUCUCUACCAUGGAAAUCGAUGACGACCAAGGCCGCGACGAGGACUAUCGCGACGAGAGCACUGGUGCCUUCUCAGGUAGUGGACAGGCCACGCUGUCUUUCGUAGGGUCUGCUGAUGCAUGCGUCAUGUCCGCAGCAGUUCGAACGGCAGAGACUGCUCGAGAUUGCGCGAUGCGCUGUAGCUGGACUACCGCUGAGAGGUGGAGCUUGCUGCGUGACUUGAAUUGA
Ectocarpus sp. CCAP 1310/34 is the source of this 614-nucleotide messenger RNA. Lineage: Eukaryota; Phaeophyceae; Ectocarpales; Ectocarpaceae. The record is from the annotation of a GenBank genome assembly.